This is a messenger RNA of Phragmites australis (common reed), 1236 nucleotides long. Its product is annotated as probable aquaporin PIP2-7. The record is from RefSeq and is a predicted model, not a curated record. Gene Ontology annotation, cellular component: plasma membrane. Bases 88 to 951 code for a protein of 287 amino acids. The transcript is spliced from 4 exons. Lineage: Eukaryota; Viridiplantae; Streptophyta; Magnoliopsida; Poales; Poaceae. Gene Ontology annotation, biological process: transmembrane transport. Gene Ontology annotation, molecular function: water channel activity.
GUGUCAAGAACCCUGAUACUUCAAUAGGCUUCUAGCGUUACUGGCUGUGGCACCGAACUGAAGUUCUCUAGCAAGGAGAACCAAACCAUGUCGAAGGAGGACGUGGCUGUCGAGACGGCCGAGGCGACCGCCGCCUCGAAGGCGCCGUACUGGGAUCCGCCACCGGCUCCGCUGCUUGAUAUGAGCGAGCUGACAAAGUGGUCCCUGUACCGUGCGCUCAUCGCCGAGUUCAUGGCCACCCUCAUCUUCCUGUACGUGAGCAUCGCCACCGUCAUUGGGUACAAGAGCCAGUCGUCUGCCGAAGCGUGCACCGGCGUCGGUUACCUCGGUGUCGCCUGGUCCUUCGGCGCCACCAUCUUCGUCCUCGUCUACUGCACCGGCGGCGUCUCAGGUGGGCACAUAAACCCGGCGGUGACGUUCGGUCUGUUCGUGGGGCGGAAGCUGUCGCUGGUGCGCGCCGUGCUGUACAUCGUGGCGCAGUGCCUGGGCGCCAUCUGCGGCGUGGCCAUCGUGAAGGGGAUCAUCAAGCACCCCUACGACCUUCUCGGCGGCGGCGCCAACACGGUGGCCGACGGGUUCUCCCUCGGGAGCGCGCUCGGCGCCGAGAUCCUCGGCACGUUCGUCCUCGUGUACACCGUCUUCUCCGCCACCGACCCCAAGCGCACCGCGCGCGACUCCUUCAUCCCCGUGUUGGUGCCGCUGCCGAUUGGGUUCGCGGUGUUCGUGGUGCACCUGGCGACCAUACCGAUCACCGGCACGGGCAUCAAUCCGGCGAGGAGCCUCGGCGCCGCCGUCCUGUACAACCAGCACAAAGCAUGGAAAGACCACUGGAUCUUCUGGGUUGGUCCACUCAUCGGAGCGACGGUGGCGGCGGUUUACCACAAGCUCGUACUGCGCGGGGAGGUCGCCAAGGCGCUCGGCUCCUUCAGGAGCACCAGCGCGACGGUGUGAUGGAGCUGGGUGCGCGCGUGCAUCCAUGUCAACCGUGAACCCAUCUCAUUCGCCUUAAAUCCGCAUGGUCCAUGCCCCAAACUUGUUUUUUCGUCGAUUCGUCUCGUGUCGUCAUGUAUCGUCUAGUGUAAUAUUAGAUUCAUGCAUGUAGCAUGCACGCGUGCGAAAUCUACUUGUUUUUUCAUGUAUGCGUACACAUGUCAAUUGGCACGUGUGGGCGUGUGUCUGUGGCCUCUGUUCUUGAUCUGGGACUGUCCGUGAAUAAGUGCCUGGUUAUAUAUGUUC